Cylindrotheca closterium is the source of this 327-nucleotide messenger RNA. The record is from the annotation of a GenBank genome assembly. NCBI's taxonomy places the organism in Eukaryota, Bacillariophyta, Bacillariophyceae, Bacillariales, Bacillariaceae.
AUGAAGCGGAAAGGCAAGACCAUUCUCAAGAAAACAAUGACUUCAUUAAUGUUUGGCACCAUGGGACAACAAAAACAGGCAAGAGCAGAUUGUGAUGCAGCUGGCGGAGACAAAAAGGAGGACGAUGCCACCAAUGAAGAUGGUGAUGUAGAGGAUGGUGAAGAUGAUGACAAUGAUGAUGAUGUGGACGACGAUGAUGUAGACAACAACAAGGAUGAUAAUGAAGAUGACAGUGAUGGCGAUGAUGAAGAUGCCAACAAGGAUGAUGAUGAAGAUGACGACAACAACACUGCUGCUGGUGACCUUCAUGAUUCAACAGGCAGGUAA